AUGGGAAAGCCCAGACCGCAAAAGAAGAAAUCGUCCAAGCCCCGCGAAAAGUCCGUCCUAGGCCCCGGUGGCUCAAUCUCGAAAGGCAACAUGGCCCAAGAUCCCUCAAAACUGCUCGAUCAAGCGACAAUUCUUCUGCAGACUGGCCGAGCCGAAGAAGCCCUCGUGAUCGCACAGCAGGCAUUGGACUUGUCUGCUGAAAACACCCCCGCACAGCUCCCCGCCAUCAACCUACUGGGAGAAAUCAGCGUGGAGCUCGGUGACAUCGAUACGGCCCGAACUUAUUUCCUACAAGCGGUUCAACUCGAUCAGAAUGGCUCCAUCCCCGAGUCCGAGGGUGGCGGCGCAGAGAAAUUCCUGUGGCUCGCACAGUUGAGCGAGGAGGGUGGAAAGGAUAGUGUUCUGUGGUUCGAAAUGGGUGUGGCAUCUCUCAGACAGGCCCUCCAGGGACUCGAAGGAAAGACCUCACCCGAGCAAGUGGCCGACAUUGCGCAGAAGAAGAUCAAACUGUCCAAUGCGCUCUGUGCUGUUGCUGAGAUUUAUAUGACUGAUCUUUCCUGGGAAGAUGAUGCGGAAGCCAGAUGCGACGCACUCAUUACGGAAGCACUCGCUGCGACACCCGACGCACCAGAGGUGCUGCAAACCCUCGCCUCCAUUCGGAUAUCACAACUGCGCACCGAGGAUGCACAAGCCGCGCUCAAGCGUAGCAUGGAGCUGUGGAAGGAUCUGACCCCGGGAGAUGUCCGAGUGCCUGAUUUCGCCAUCCGCAUCAGUCUUGCGCGACUGCUGAUGGAGGUGACCAUGGAGUUCGAGGCUCUUGAGGUUCUCGAGCGCCUGAUUCUUGAAGACGACCAAUCCGUGGAGGCAUGGUACCUCGGAGGCUGGUGUCUCUUCCUGCUAGCGGAGAAGAGACAGGCUCCCAAGGACGCGACCGCCGAGGAACUGGCGGACUCUCCCAGACACGCAUCGCUCGAGGCUAGUCGUGAGUGGCUCAAGCAGAGCUUGAAGCUCUACGGGCUGCUAGAAUACGAGGAUGAGCGUCUCCGCGAUCAUGCCCUGGAGCUUGUCCAGGAAAUGAACAAAGAAAUCGGCGAGGAUGAGGAGAGUGAGGCUGAAGCCGAGGGCGAGGGCGAAGGCGAUGACGAGGAGUGGGAGAUUGAAGCCGACUCCGACGACGAGAUGGCGGACUCUUAG
Molecule: messenger RNA, 1194 nt
Organism: Penicillium olsonii
Lineage: Eukaryota; Fungi; Ascomycota; Eurotiomycetes; Eurotiales; Aspergillaceae
Source: the annotation of a GenBank genome assembly